UUUCAAGAGAGAAAGAGAGAGAGAGAGAGGUGUGGAUGUAGCAUCAAACGGAUUUUUAUGUGGCUGAAGUUUCAUUUUCAAUGCACAAACACGCUGCAGCAACAUCUCAGUCCUCAUUUCCUCUCUCUCUCACACACACACACCAACACGCAGACACAGGGCAGUGAGUCUGCCACGAACUCACCCCUUGUAGAUCCACUUUUUUCAGGCCAAAACUAUUCCGCUUCCGGUAACCAUGAAAGCAUUUACACCGGUAAUCUCAAAACCCAUUAGUACACCACCAAAACCAACUCCACCAGUCUUCACCCAAACUUCCAAAUUCAAUCCAAAUGUAGAAAGGGUCUUUGGAUUUAGGCCACAUAGUGUCAGAUUUCCAGUGCCCAUGACCACCAGCUGGGGGCACUCUUCGUCGCCCGUAAUUGAAUCGGGUAUUGGAUCCGACUCCAGCGUGUACCGCAAUACGCCGGGGAUCUUGGAAGCCUCAGAAGAGAACAUUGAGAAGGCUAUUUACCGAUGUCGCUUCAUGACGCUUCUGGGAGUCUCGGGGUCUUUGGUUGGAUCAAUUUUAUGUUUUAUCAAGGGCUGCACUUACGUUGCAUCAUCUUUUUUGGAGUACUUUGUAAAUCGGGGAAAAGUGAUUCUAUUGCUGGUUGAGGCCAUCGAUGUCUAUCUUCUGGGAACUGUGAUGCUGGUCUUUGGAAUGGGUCUCUAUGAGCUCUUUGUCAGCAAUCUUGACAGUGCAAAAUCACUAUCGCAGGAAAAACUUCCUCACCGGUCGAAUUUCUUCGGCUUAUUCACUCUAAAGGAACGACCUAAGUGGUUGGAUAUAAAAACCGUCAAUGAGCUAAAAACCAAGCUUGGCCAUGUCAUAGUGAUGCUUCUUCUGAUUGGGUUGUUGGACAGGAGUAAAAAGGCAGUUAUACACUCUCCCGCGGAUUUACUCUGCUUCUCCGCUUCUAUCCUCCUCUCCUCUGGUUCCCUGUUUCUACUGUCUAAGCUCAAUGAGUCGAACUGAUAAUUGUCAUAUAAAUAUAAAUAAUGAGAUGUGUGUGUAUAUAUACACUAAAAUCUGAACUCUAUAAUACGAUAAAGUUGAAAUUUCAUCAAA
Molecule: messenger RNA, 1108 nt
Organism: Alnus glutinosa
Lineage: Eukaryota; Viridiplantae; Streptophyta; Magnoliopsida; Fagales; Betulaceae
Exons: 5
Coding region: 236-1015 (259 amino acids)
Source: RefSeq, a predicted model, not a curated record